This is a messenger RNA of Spodoptera frugiperda (fall armyworm), 1243 nucleotides long. It is a transcript of the gene tap, whose product is annotated as basic helix-loop-helix neural transcription factor TAP. Lineage: Eukaryota; Metazoa; Arthropoda; Insecta; Lepidoptera; Noctuidae. The transcript has a single exon. Gene Ontology annotation, molecular function: protein dimerization activity. The record is from RefSeq and is a predicted model, not a curated record. The coding region runs from base 5 to 1243 and encodes 412 amino acids.
AACAAUGUUCAGCACCAGCUUCGAAGACUACUGUGACUUCAACGACAGCAUCUGCAGCAACGACUCCGGGAUCGAUCGCUCGUACACAGAUUCCUUCAUAAAUUCCACAAACAGUACUCCAAUCAAACAUGAAACUUCAGACCUUGGGAUAUCUCUCACCCCAACCAAAGAUGUGAGGAGAAAACUCUUCAACGACGAUUACGAACUCUUCCAAAAUCCAACAGACGAUGUUAAAGUUUUUGAAGAGAACAUACAAAAUAUUAAUACAUCGACGCCUAAGAAAGAGAAAAAGCCAAAGGAUCCUAACAAGCCUAAAAGAAAAUAUGCCAACGGAAAAAACAGAAUUUCAAGAUGCAAAAGUCCUACACAGCUCAUGAAGAUUAAGAGAAACCGAAGAAUGAAGGCCAAUGAUAGAGAAAGGAAUAGAAUGCACAUGCUGAACGAAGCCUUAGACAGACUGCGAUGUGUACUACCAACUUUUCCUGAAGACACAAAGUUAACUAAAAUAGAAACUCUACGCUUCGCACAUAACUACAUUUUCGCUCUAAGUGAAACAUUAGAAUCUUUAGAUAACAUAAAUUCUGGACAAGCUCCGGUCGAAGAUUACAAUCUAAACUAUGAGAAGCUACAAAACUAUUCAAUAGGUGGUGAGAAAAUCACAAAAGAUGCUUUUAGAGAUAUAUUCCCAGUUCCAAAUAAACCUGAAGGUUGUAAUGAUGGUAGUUACAGAAACUUCCAAGGGUUCAGUAGACCGUUUCCAAAUGGAUCCAAUUUCAUGCAGACUAGUGAAGGUGUACUCAUUAACGUUGGAAAUGUAACUGUAUCAGUGAACAAUAAAGGUGGAAAUUGCAUCACAUCUACAACAGGAACAGGUUUCUUCACCCAUCCAUCAAGUUUCGGAGAAGAUAUGAACCAACAAGUUUACCAAUACGAAAGGUAUGGCGCACCAUCCUACAAUGAAGGUUAUGAAGCAAAUAAUAUGCCUGGAGAAUACUUCAAUCAAAAGAAUUACGAAAUAUUCAAAAAUGCUUUUGAUACAGCUGCAAAGAGCAGGAAGAUUGAGAAGACUGAAGAUUAUAGUAAUUAUGGAAGAUAUAAUAAUUCUAUGUAUGGAUACACUGAUACUAAUUGUUUUAAUGGAAAUACUAAUGAGUAUUUACAAAAUAGUUAUUAUUAUAAUGACCAAAGAUGUUACAGAAACUUCUAUAACAGGGCUCCUAGUGUUGUGAAUGCUCAAAUUUGA